Messenger RNA from Brassica rapa (field mustard), 1662 nucleotides. Its product is annotated as heavy metal-associated isoprenylated plant protein 16. The record is from RefSeq and is a predicted model, not a curated record. Gene Ontology annotation, molecular function: metal ion binding. NCBI's taxonomy places the organism in Eukaryota, Viridiplantae, Streptophyta, Magnoliopsida, Brassicales, Brassicaceae.
AUUUGACCGUUUCAUAAAACUGGAAAAUCGAAUAUGACUACCGACCUUACAUAUUGCAAGUCAAGCAUAUACUAUUUGAUUAAUACAAAUUGAUGUCAGGUUAGCAGUCAAACCAAUCUUAUUUUUUGAUUAAGUAGGAAAAGAGAGGGAAGCAUGCACCCUAGAGGAGACCAAGACUUGGACACACUUGUUCCAUUAAUUAUUUUGUAUGUACAACUGGAUAGUAAACCUAUUAACCAUUAAGACUAUAAUUCUUGAGCCAUGCAUAGUAUAUAUAUAUAACAAUCAAGACAAUGGUAUAUUUUUAGAAUAUAGUACAGUAUGUAUUAUUUAGUAUGAUUUUUUGACCCAAUCAAAUAACUAUUUUUAUAAUCUUUUAAAAUUGCUCCACUAAUUGUUACGUAAACUUGAUGAUGAGAAAAAAUCUUAUUAAUCAUCAUUGUGCAGAUAUUGACAAAAAAAAUAUAAUUCUUGAGCCAUGGAUAUAUAAAACAAUUAGACAAUGCACUUAUAUAUAUCAUUAGAACAUCGUCACACUUCGUAUCUCACUAAAAUUAUUAACAUAUAUUCUAAUAAAAUAUUAAUAAUUUUUUGAGCAACAUAAAAUAUAAAAAUGUUUAAUCUAUGAAAUGAUGUUAAAGGUUAUUUCAAAAUUUGAGAUAUUUCUUCAUAACUAAAUGAAAUAUUCUCAGAGAUAUGAGAUAACUUUGAAGAAGUAUCUUAAGUCUUGAAAUACCAAAAAUGUAUAUAUUAGAAUUUUAUUUUAAUCUUGGCAAAACUAUAGUGAGAUACACUGGGAACUAUUUAAUCUGAUUAUUGACCUAAUCAAGCAACGAUUUUCCUAAAUUAAAAAAAAUUGACAAAGAAGCUUGUACCAAUUGUCAACUAGAACAAAUAAAACAAGUAAGGAACGAUAUGAAAGUCGAAAUUCAAACUAUCCUAUUCCGUUGGUGCAUGACAAUGACCCAUUGGAAAAAAUCCACACACUUAUUUAUACUUCCUCAAAUUUGUUUAUCCGGAGAAACCCAAAAAUUUACUAGCAACAUCCCAUCAAACGUUCAAAAGCGAACUCUCAAGCUAAUCAUCUCUGAUCAUUCACAAUACCGGUCGUGAAGAAGACAAUAACAUGAAGCAAAAGAUCCUGAUAAGAAUCUCUAUGACUGAUGAUAAAACACGAGCAAAAGCAAUGAAAACUGCGGUUCAAUUUCAAGGCGUGUUAGGUGCGGAAAUAAAGGGAGACCACAGGAACCAGAUUGAGGUGACCGGUGUUGAAGUCGACAUGAUCUGUCUAACCAACACACUGAGGAAGAAAGUAGCCUUUGCAGAGCUUGUAAGCGUAAACAAAGUCGAACCACCAAAGAAACCCGAGGAGAAAAAGCCAGAGCCAUGUUAUCAACCAUGGCACUAUGUAUAUGGUGUGCCAUCUUCCUAUCCACACCCGUGUGAUCCCUACGGGUACAACGGAAAGGGCUACACCGAGGAACCCGUCUACAAUCACGAACCCAAUUGCAGGAUCAUGUGAAAAGACUUAUGGAAAAGAUUAACACAGUUUUUUCUAUACAUUAAGAUUCGUCGCAUGAAUAAAAAAAGCAUUGAGCUCCAAAACCACGCAAUAGCUAUAUACUUGUACAUGCUCUCACAACAUGAAAAGCUAAAUCUUCU